Hordeum vulgare subsp. vulgare (domesticated barley) is the source of this 3270-nucleotide messenger RNA. Its product is annotated as transcription factor ILI6. Lineage: Eukaryota; Viridiplantae; Streptophyta; Magnoliopsida; Poales; Poaceae. The record is from RefSeq and is a predicted model, not a curated record. Gene Ontology annotation, biological process: regulation of growth; regulation of DNA-templated transcription. Bases 2659 to 2937 code for a protein of 92 amino acids. Gene Ontology annotation, molecular function: protein dimerization activity. The transcript has 5 exons.
UCCAACUGAUGCCCAAAUCAUUCCAGUGUUGAGGAGGAAAGACCAAUUUUCGUGGCCAAUAUUUGCAUCUUGCAUAUUCUUAUCGUAAGUGAGCAAGACCUGCCUUUUGUGGAUCUUUUCAGUAUCAGACCAUGAGGCUUCAUCAUUGUCCACGCUGAUCUUCGUUACAAAAUUUACCUGGAUCUCAUGAUUCACAUAUCUCUUUUCAAAGUUUACACACGAACAGGGUGACAGAUCUAAAGUAUGUAAGGCAUGUGAGGGUCUGUUAGCGCAGCGCAAUAUGAUAAGAUAAUGCAUGUGAUUCCUAGCAUCUGUUUUGUAGGCAGGCCUACUUGGCCUGUUGUAUAGUACAUAAGCAGUACUCUUUGUUUUCUUAAUUGGUCAAGUGUAGACAUAAACAAGGGAUUGAUCUCACUGGCGUGUGUGACCUUGGGUGGAGGGCUGGGGCCAAGGGGUUUCUUCAUAAACAAUACCAUGUCCACGUGAUAACCUGUGGACGUUUUCUACUAAUUGGAUCGAGCUACAUGUGCCCCGUGAGACAUGCUGCCGUCAAGAUACGCUCGGAUCAUCACCAACUAGCUGGUUUUGAUUGGCGAUUUGAUAUUCUAUAUUCUUUUCUCAUCGUACUUAAGUGUAAAAUGGUCAUUUGGGGAGUAGCUUACCCUGCAAUUGGUAUUCUAAGCGAGCUGUAUGAUGGUAGUUACGCUCAGCAUAGCUAGGGCUAAUUGACUACAUGGAAUGGUUAAUGUGAUAGUUUUUUAAGAAAGCAGCAGCACCUAACGAUCCAGCAUUAUUGUACUACUGGCAGUGGAUCUUGUGAAUUGAAUAUUCCCGAGACAAAGGGAACUUUUAGUACAUGUAUAUGCUGUGAUUGGCUGGCUAAUCAGAUCGUUAUCAAGCUAAUAUGAUCUUUCUUAACCAGCUCGUGCUUGUCCGAUGUCAUUAGUUCGUCAUUACCUAAUUAUCUUACAAUACAAGAUGUGUCUGUGCCAUUAUCAAGUUUCACACUACUAGUCUAGAUCUCUUGAACUCUUAAAUGGCGUGCAUUAUCAUCACUAGUUUGCAAAUUAUGGCAUACUGCAUUGGAGGGAGUACCUGCUUAUAAUCUAAGGAUUGAAAUGAUCAAUCAGAUUGAACUGCCUGGAAACUUUAUAUGUUGUGGUUAUUGAUGUUUUACUAUGUUGAUAGUUGAACCAGCCACUAGUUUGCGAAAUGUGAGAACUGGGAUUUGCUUUUAUGAGUGUAGAGGUUGGGUCAAAAUGCAAGUACCCACAAGCUUACAUUUCGAGUUUUUGCUGUCAUGUUCACAUCUUAAUACUGUCUCUUAAGCUUCUAAAGGGUACGAAGGGCUAAUAUCUGUCCUACUAGCUCAGGUGUCAGUAUGCCACUGAAGGAAUAAAGCUGGCAGUUGCACUAUAGUUGCUGUACUAGCUGGCUCGUGGCAUUGACUGGUCAAAUUCCCAAUGAUUCUUCUGAGUUGUCCACCAACUAUUUCCUGGAAGGACAGAUUCAUUCUACUAUGAUCUGUAUGUAUAGGGGCGCAUUUUGCAAACAUAUUUGGUGCCAUAUGUAGUCCAAUGCAUCUACUCUUAUUCGUUACAGAGCUAAAUGUUCUUGCUGAUACAUGGGAGUGUUUUUCAUAAUAAUACAGUCAUCAAGUAAAACUUAUUGCAACCUGUGUAAGCCUACAUGUAUUCAUACAUUCCCAGGAGUUUGUUGGGAGCUGAAAGGGCAUACAUGAUUCAGAUAUGCUAAUUGGUCAAGCUUAAUACAUUGGAAAUCCCAAAUUUACAGAAGGCAUUAUUGUUUUGCUUUAAAUCCUCAGCAUUAGUACAUGCAUUGUCUGUUGCAUAUUAUAUCAAAACAUUGGGUUCUUUUUCAGUACUUUCAGUGUUCUAACUAACUUGUCGAUCAUUUUCAUUGUCAUACUUUUAGGAAGCUUGGUUACAUCAUUUUAUAUCAGGUCAACUUGAGCAACAGAACAAGAAUGAGAAUGACUGAAGUAGGAGAACCAAAGUGUUUCAUGCACCGAUCUGAUACAUGAACCCACAGUAUUGGUCUUGAUUCUGCCUGAUAAUGUGUGGGUGUAAUAACACUUGUCAAUGUGCCCCAUACAUGUAUUGAUUAUCAGGCGCCGCAAGACAUGGGCCGUGGGUGCCAAAUGAUCGAAGAGACCAGUCAGCAUCAUGACACUGCUGAAUCUGAUACACUGUGAGUACUGGCCUCCAAGUCGUCUCUCCCACCAGCACUUCAUCUCCUGUUGUUCAAAGCUUCCUCCCACUUGCAGCGGCGAUGCACGAGUAGCAUGAGACUCACACAAGCUCCUCGUUUGGUUUUGUCCCUAUAGGUCAGGGUCUUGGACUGGGCUGAGCACUGUGUAGAUCACAAGAAGCUCACUUCCUCUUGCUUGCCCUUUGGGUUCCUCGGUUUGGAGCUGCUACUAUUUAACACCCCAGUAGCCAUUCAUUUCUUUCUCCCAUGCACAACUUGUCUUCCCUCUCUUCCAACACCACUUCUUCUUAGUUCCUCUCCGCCCCUGUCUGCCGCCAUUUCUGUCUCUCAAACUUGUCUCACUCCAGCGAUAAACCCUCACUGUCUUGGGCUUUCUCUGCCAAGUAUCCAAUUCCUAAGUACAUCCGAUCACCCACAUUUGCCGUGAUGUCGAGCCGUAGGUCACGGUCGAGGCAGUCUGGCUCAUCGAGGAUCACCGACGAGCAAAUCAGCGACCUUGUCUCCAAGUUGCAGGACCUCCUCCCGGAGGCGCGCCUCCGGGGCAAUGAUAGAGUGCCAUCUUCAAGGGUGCUGCAGGAGACGUGCACCUACAUCAGGAGCUUGCACCGGGAGGUGGACGACCUGAGCGAGAGGCUGUCGGAGCUGCUGGCGACCUCGGACAUGAGCAGCGCGCAGGCGGCCAUCAUCCGCAGCUUGCUGAUGUAGAGCCGGCUCCCAUGCAGUGCGCAGGCGCCUCGUCGCUGUCCUGCUGAGCGCACAAGCCUGAAUUUGAGCGUUUGUAGGCCUAGGGAGCGAUCUUUAAUUAGUACCGGAGUUGCAGGUUACCUACUUAAUCCGCGUGUAUGCAUGCUGUCAUCGUGUCAUCGUCGUAAUCAGGCCCAUCUUUUUUGUGUGUGUACUUAAAUCAAAUCGUUACUCAUUUGUGUGUGAUGUGCUGCUUCCAAGUGCACCUCUUUUAGCGCCAACUCGAAGUGUUGCCAUGCUUAAAAAGAAAAGGAAAAAAAAACUCGAAGCGUUGCUUUGCUGCCUCUUUUGGUA